CUUUCUUUUUUAUUUUAUUUGACGGCCCCUGUUAAUGUUCGCUGGUGGUUAGGGGUUUAAAGACUGAGACGCCUGUAUCUCUCGCUCACCGUCGCGCUCUUCUUGUAAAAAGAAAAUCCCCUUCAGUUUCCUAUUCAGUUUCUGAUAUGUAUGUUAUUGGAUUGUGAAGAGUGAGACCUGAAGAGAGAGUGAUAAAGAAAAUGACGACAAAAAGAAAAGAUGGUGGUAAUAUAGAGAUUGAGGGAUAUAAUACCUCGAAGAGGCAGAGAGUGGGUAAUGAACACAACUCUCCUUCAUCUUUGCAAGUCAUUGAUAACCCACUUGUUCCCUACAAUGAUGUUGAUGAUGAAGAACAUUAUCAAAGAUUUGAACACAAUAACCAAAGCAAUGGUUAUCAAGGUCUCAAAGAGGAUGAUGACGAUGACGAUGACGAUGACGAUGACGAUGACGAUGACGAUGACGAUGACGAUGACGAUGAUGAUGGACAAGGGUCCAAUCAAGCAAACCGAAGGAACCAACUUGAGCCUCGUGAAGACUGCCCUUACCUUGAUACAGUGAAUCGCCAGGUGUUGGAUUUUGAUUUUGAGAGAUUUUGCUCUGUUUCUUUGUCGAACUUGAAUGUAUAUGCAUGUUUGGUUUGUGGAAAGUAUUACCAAGGAAGAGGUAGAAAAUCUCAUGCAUACACUCAUAGCCUUGAAGCAGGACACCAUGUUUACAUCAAUCUUCAGACUGAGAAAGUAUACUGCCUUCCUGAUGGAUAUGAAAUUAUUGAUCCUUCACUAGAUGACAUACGUCACGUUCUAAACCCAAGGUUUAGCAGGGAUCAAGUUGAGCAGCUUGACAGAAACAGGCAAUGGUCUAGGGCACUUGAUGGGUCUGAUUACCUUCCUGGAAUGGUGGGUCUGAAUAAUAUUAAAGAGACAGAUUUUGUCAAUGUGACUAUUCAGUCUCUAAUGAGAGUUACACCCUUAAGGAAUUUCUUCCUUAUCCCUGAAAACUAUCAGCAUUGCAGAUCUCCUCUUGUUCAUCGCUUUGGAGAACUCACAAGGAAGAUAUGGCAUGCGAGGAACUUUAAAGGACAGGUGAGCCCACAUGAAUUUCUCCAGGCAGUUAUGAAAGCCAGUAAAAAACGGUUUCGCAUAGGACAGCAGUCUGAUCCUGUGGAGUUCAUGGCAUGGCUUCUUAAUACGCUACAUGCAGAUCUUAGGACUUCGAAGAAAAAUAACAGCAUCAUUUAUGACUGCUUUCAGGGGGAGUUGGAGGUCGUGAAAGAGAUUCCUAGCAAAGCUAUUGCUGAGAAGAAAGAAAAUGACGAUGAGCAGAACAGCAUACAGAAGACCACUGAUGGUGGGAAUGAACAUGAUGUUGUCACAGAAACUUCUAGAAUGCCAUUCUUGAUGCUUGGACUGGACUUGCCACCACCACCUCUAUUUAAAGAUGUGAUGGAAAAGAAUAUAAUACCCCAGGUUCCUCUGUUCAAUAUUCUGAAGAAAUUCGAUGGUGAGACAGUGACUGAAGUUGUCCGCCCUCGUGUGGCCCGGAUGAAAUAUCGAGUUACCAGAUUACCACAAUAUUUAAUACUCCACAUGCAGCGGUUCAAAAAGAACAACUUUUUUAUUGAGAAGAAUCCAACCUUAGUCAACUUUCCGGUCAAGAACUUGGAACUGAAGGAUUAUAUUCCUCUGCCAAUGCCUAAGGAGAAUUUGAGAUUGCGGUCGAAGUACGAUUUGAUCGCUAAUAUUGUUCAUGAUGGGAAACCCAAUGAGGGGUUCUACAGAGUUUUUGUGCAGCGGAAAUCGGAAGAAUUAUGGUAUGAGAUGCAGGAUCUGCAUGUCUCUGAAACUCUUCCUCAAAUGGUUGCGCUGUCUGAGGCAUAUGUGCAGAUAUAUGAGCAGCAACAGUAGCAUUACAGGAAUCUUAUUGCUGACUGUUAUUGAUUAACAGGUACAAGAGUUUUGAGCUUGUGCCAAUAGUUGAGCAAACUUGGGAAUGAGUAAGAGCCUAGGCAGAUACACUGAGUGUAGUAAAAUGUUGAACUUCUCGUAGAAAAAGUGUGGUUGUAGUUUGUAUGUCUGGUAUAAGUAAAAGCAUCAAUGAAAUUUUGACAUGGAAAAGAUCCUAUCUUGUGUAGGAUGUAACUUACCUUUAAACUACCAAUUUCUUGUAUGAGAUGUACAGCAUUGUGUAUGCAGCAGUUCUUAUGUCUGCAAGCAAUUCAAUUGCUACUUUUAAGUA
Ricinus communis (castor bean) is the source of this 2235-nucleotide messenger RNA. RefSeq names its product U4/U6.U5 tri-snRNP-associated protein 2. The coding region runs from base 201 to 1904 and encodes 567 amino acids. The record is from RefSeq and is a predicted model, not a curated record. Gene Ontology annotation, biological process: mRNA processing; protein deubiquitination; spliceosomal complex assembly. Gene Ontology annotation, molecular function: cysteine-type deubiquitinase activity; zinc ion binding. The transcript has 10 exons. Lineage: Eukaryota; Viridiplantae; Streptophyta; Magnoliopsida; Malpighiales; Euphorbiaceae.